AUGUUCUACUACAUUUGUAUCUUUAUAGUUACAACUGGCACAGAAGGAACAUCACCAACAGAGAGAUGCGAGGAGAUAAAUGGAAUGGAGAUUCCAGCAUUUAUACCAAGUUCAAGUGUUGAGGGUUUAACACCUGACCAAGUGGAUAAUCUAAGGACAAGCGAUGCCCCAUUAUCUAUCAUACCCGACGGCACCAAUACUAUACUAUUUACCAUAGAUCUUUCACCUAAUACCGAUGAGGAUGUCGAUCUUGGAUCUAUCGCAUUCCCGAAUGCUGAGAAUAUCGAAUCCAUAGAAUUAACGCUGAUUGAUUCACAGGGCAUCGAAACUCCUGUAACAGACCAAGCUGGUCUCCAAGACACACCACGAAAAGCUGAUUUCCCUCCGGAAACUAAAACUGAAAAGGUACGAGUUCUUCUGAAGCCAAAGAACACUACAGCUCCUGUUAGAUUUAAUUUGGAUGUAAGAGCAUGCUUUGAAGAGACUGCCACAACAGGAACAUCUCCCACAGUUUCAGUUUGUGCCGAGGUUAAAGGUAUGGAGGACCCUGCUAUUAUUCCAACUUCCAGUAUAACAGCACCGGGCGUUUCCAAUCCCGAAAACCUUAGACCAGGAAGUGCAACCACAGCUACUUUCCCUGCCCAAUCUUCACCAAUUAGUGUAACAAUCGAUUUGGCACCCAUCACUGAUGAAACGGUAGAAAUUAAAUCAGUGGAACUUGUAUCACCACAGAAUGUAGGAUCUAUCAGGGUAUUUGUAAUUGCAACUGGUGGUUCAGAAACAGAAGCAACUUAUUUGACUGCAACUGAUUUAUCAGCACCCAUUCCUAAAGCUACCUUCCCUGCUGGUACGGAAGCUGCACAAAUCAGAGUCGAAGUAACCCAAACCAAUAACGAUUCCGAAACAAGUUUCUCUCUUGAUGUUAGAGCAUGUUUCGAAGAAACAAGUGUUUCCGGCACAUCACCCACUGAAGCAGGAACAUCACCCACUGAAGCAGGAACAUCUCCUACAGUUGGAACAACUACACCACGGUGUCUUGUGACAGAAGGAAUGGCAAGUCCAACAGUUAUACCAGCUGAAUACCUUGAACAACCAUCUGGAUUCCCAUCGACAGAUGAUCCAGAGAAUCUGAGACCAGGUGGUGAUCAAUUUACAAUUAACCCAUCGGAUGCUCCUACCAACGUCACAUUUAAACUUACUGAUGAUGUUGAGCCCGUUGAUCUGUCAGAAGUAAAACUUCCUGCCAAUGACAAUGUGCAAACAUUUAGAGUAUUUGGACGAACGGGACCUUCAGCACCAUGGACACUACUUGAAUCUACUGAUAAUGAUACCACUGAUGAUUCUCUUAAAUUCCCACCUGAAGUCGUUGUCACAGAGAUUAUGGUUGAAAUAACACCAACGGAUUCGGACAAACCAGUGACGAUUGAUGUUAGUGUGCACGCCUGUUUUGUAGUUACAACUGGCACAGAAGGAACAUCACCAACAGUUUGUGCCGAGGUUAAAGGUAUGGAGGACCCUGCUAUUAUACCCGCUUCCAGUAUAACAGCACCGGGCGUUUCCAAUCCCGAAAACCUUAGACCAGGAAGUGCAACCACAGCUACUUUCCCUGCCCAAUCUUCACCAAUUAGUGUAACAAUCGAUUUGGCACCCAUCACGGAUGAAACGGUAGAAAUUAAAUCAGUGGAACUUGUAUCACCACAGAAUGUAGGAUCUAUCAGGGUAUUUGUAAUUGCAACUGGUGGUUCAGAAACAGAAGCAACUUAUUUGACUGCAACUGAUUUAUCAGCACCCAUUCCUAAAGCUACCUUCCCUGCUGGUACGGAAGCUGCACAAAUCAGAGUCGAAGUAACCCAAACCAAUAACGAUUCCGAAACAAGUUUCUCUCUUGAUGUUAGAGCAUGUUUCGAAGAAACAAGUGUGUCCGGCACAUCACCCACUGAAGCAGGAACAUCACCCACUGAAGCAGGAACAUCUCCUACAGUUGGAACAACUACACCACGGUGUCUUGUGACAGAAGGAAUGGCAAGUCCAACAGUUAUACCAGCUGAAUACCUUGAACAACCAUCUGGAUUCCCAUCGACAGAUGAUCCAGAGAAUCUGAGACCAGGUGGUGAUCAAUUUACAAUUAACCCAUCGGAUGCUCCUACCAACGUCACAUUUAAACUUACUGAUGAUGUUGAGCCCGUUGAUCUGUCAGAAGUAAAACUUCCUGCCAAUGACAAUGUGCAAACAUUUAGAGUAUUUGGACGAACGGGACCUUCAGCACCAUGGACACUACUUGAAUCUACUGAUAAUGAUACCACUGAUGAUUCUCUUAAAUUCCCACCUGAAGUCGUUGUCACAGAGAUUAUGGUUGAAAUAACACCAACGGAUUCGGACAAACCAGUGACGAUUGAUGUUAGUGUGCACGCCUGUUUUGUAGUUACAACUGGCACAGAAGGAACAUCACCAACAGCACCCGAAACUUCGCCAACUGCACCCGGAACUUCGCCAACUGCGCCGGAACCACCAGGAACUUCCCCAACUGCACCCGGAACUUCCCCAACUGCACCCGGAACUUCACCGACUGCGCCUGGAACUUCUCCCACAGUUGUUUGUGCCGAGGUUAAAGGUAUGGAGGACCCUGCUAUUAUUCCAACUUCCAGUAUAACAGCACCAGGCGUUUCCAAUCCCGAAAACCUUAGACCAGGAACUGCAACCACAGCUACAUUCCCUGCCCAAACUUCGCCAAUUAGUGUAACAAUCGAUUUGGCACCCAUCACUGAUGAAACGGUAGAAAUUAAAUCAGUGGAACUUGUAUCACCACAGAAUGUAGGAUCUAUCAGGGUAUUUGUAAUUGCAACUGGUGGUUCAGAAACAGAAGCAACUUAUUUGACUGCAACUGAUUUAUCAGCACCCAUUCCUAAAGCUACCUUCCCUGCUGGUACGGAAGCUGCACAAAUCAGAGUCGAAGUAACCCAAACCAAUAACGAUUCCGAAACAAGUUUCUCUCUUGAUGUUAGAGCAUGUUUCGAAGAAACAACUGUGUCCGGCACAUCACCCACUGAAGCAGGAACAUCUCCUACAGUUGGAACAACUACACCACGGUGUCUUGUGACAGAAGGAAUGGCAAGUCCAACAGUUAUACCAGCUGAAUACCUUGAACAACCAUCUGGAUUCCCAUCGACAGAUGAUCCAGAGAAUCUGAGACCAGGUGGUGAUCAAUUUACAAUUAACCCAUCGGAUGCUCCUACCAACGUCACAUUUAAACUUACUGAUGAUGUUGAGCCCGUUGAUCUGUCAGAAGUAAAACUUCCUGCCAAUGACAAUGUGCAAACAUUUAGAGUAUUUGGACGAACGGGACCUUCAGCACCAUGGACACUACUUGAAUCUACUGAUAAUGAUACCACUGAUGAUUCUCUUAAAUUCCCACCUGAUGUCGUUGUCACAGAGAUUAUGGUUGAAAUAACAUCAACGGAUUCGGACAAACCAGUGACGAUUGAUGUUAGUGUGCACGCCUGUUUUAUAUUUCUUUAUCCACCUUUAAUAUAA
Molecule: messenger RNA, 3531 nt
Organism: Patella vulgata (common limpet)
Lineage: Eukaryota; Metazoa; Mollusca; Gastropoda; Patellidae
Product: mucin-2-like
Exons: 26
Coding region: 1-3531 (1176 amino acids)
Source: RefSeq, a predicted model, not a curated record